Didymodactylos carnosus is the source of this 337-nucleotide messenger RNA. NCBI's taxonomy places the organism in Eukaryota, Metazoa, Rotifera, Eurotatoria, Philodinida, Philodinidae. The record is from the annotation of a GenBank genome assembly.
AAAGAAAUGGUUUUUAUAUAAAAAAAGGUUUUCUAAAUGAUGUAGACUGUGAGUAGUUAAUAUUCGACAUAAGCACCGACGAUACACGCAAUAUUUGUGCUUGUUUUCAGGCCCAGUAUGUCGACAAUUACUAUCCAAUGACAUUUUAACAAAAGUUCAGACAUUAACAAACGAAAGUCAUAAAAAGAAAAUCGAAGAUGAUAUUGAAAAUGUUAUGACAAAAACUAUAUCACCGAAGGUUCGUUUAUGGCAACAACAAAUGGAAAUAUUGUACCAACAACAGAAAGAGAAAGGAGGAAUAAUAGAUUUAGAAAGAAAUGAUCUUGUAUUUUCCUGA